GUUUAGGUACAAGUCAUGGGCGACACACGGUGUGGGAAAUGAUUAGUAUAACACAAUGCGGCGCUUUGUGAAAAGCUACAAAGCCGAUGUGAGCGGAGAAAAGGCUGUAUUGAGGAAGCUCUAAGGGUUUGUCUGCAGUGUGGGAAUGGGUUACAUUCCUCUGUGGUCCAAAUGGAGAAUAAAGGGAGCGACGAGGUGGAAAAAUUGAAGACAAAGUUCUUGUCAGUGUGGCACAAUGUGAAGUACAGUUGGGCUCUGAAGUCUAAGACCUCAUUCAGUAGAAAUUCCCCUGUUCUCCUACUAGGAAAAUGUUACCAUUUCAAGGCUGAAGAUGACGACAAUCCUACAGAAGAAGCCUGCUACGAAGCCUCAGAUGAGGACUUCAUUAUGGGGGACGUGGAGGCUUUCCGGAAGGAUUUUGCAUCCCGUGUGUGGUUUACCUACAGGGAGGAGUUCCCUCCUCUGCCUGGCUCCGUCCUGACCUCCGACUGUGGCUGGGGCUGCAUGCUGAGGGCUGGGCAGAUGAUGCUGGCUCAAGCACUCAUACUGCACUUCUUGGGCCGAGACUGGACCUGGUCAGAGGCGCUGAAGCUCCAGCCUUUAGACACUGAGACGUGGACUACCACUGCUGCUAAGCGUCUGGUGGCCUCCCUAGAGGCUUCUUUGCAGGGCUCCCAAAGUCCAUCUGAUCCUGAUUCUCCACCUUUACCUCAAGCCCAGGUCCCAGGAUCUGCAGAGGAGGCAGAUGCCCACUUGAAAGAGAUGUACCACCGUACUCUGGUGUCGUGGUUUGGGGACAGCCCCUCGGCCCAGCUGGGCCUCCACAGGCUCAUCUACUUAGGCCUGACAAUGGGGAAACAGGCAGGGGACUGGUAUGGACCUGCUGUGGUGGCACACAUCCUCAAGAAAGCUGUUGAGAAGGCGAUGGACCCUGGCUUGGCGGGUAUAACUGCUUAUGUCUCCCAGGACUGCACAGUGUACAGUGCUGAUGUCAUGGAUAGCCACCGAGCACCGACAGCGGGGCGGGCCUCUGCUGAGGGAUCAGACGCCCCUCCUUCCCUACAGAACAACCAACCGGCAUCUGCCUCUGCCCUGCCAGACAGUCGAGCUGUCAUCAUCCUUGUCCCUGUGCGGCUGGGAGGGGAGAAAACUAACCCUGACUACUUUAACUUUACAAAGAGCAUACUGAGUCUGGAUUACUGCAUAGGCAUCAUUGGAGGGAAGCCCAAACAGGCCUGCUACUUUGUAGGAUUUCAAGAUGACAGCUUGAUUUACAUGGACCCUCAUUACUGUCAGUCUUUUGUGGAUGUCAGCACCAGCGAUUUCCCUCUCCAGUCAUAUCAUUGCCCCUCACCGAAGAAGAUGCCUUUCAGCAAGAUGGAUCCAAGCUGCACCAUAGGUUUCUACUCCAGAAGUGUCCAAGACUUUGAGAGAAUCAGCAAAGAGCUGUCAAAGGUGCUGCAGCCCUCAGCGAAAGAUAAAUACCCAGCGUUCACUUUCGUGCAAGGUCAUGGCAAAGACUACGACCUGUCAGCUGCACUGACCCCAGAGAAGAGAGAGUGGCCCUUCAUACGUGACCCACGGAGGACAGUCUCCACUGCCGGGGACUUUGUGCUGCUUUGAUAGCAGUGAUUAUGACUAUUGACAUGGAACUUUCUCUUUUAAAAUGUUGAAAGCAGUUUGGUAUCCAAAGCUUGCUGUUGUUGUCAGUUGUGACACAGAAGGUUUCUAAAACUUUACAAAGCUACAGUAAUUCAGUUUAUUCAUCCUGGAAACUUUGUUGCUGUGCAAUUUUAGCCAAAAGUGUUAUUUACUUGCAGAUUUAUAUUUGGUGCCUGGCAAUGUCAGCUUGCUGAACAUUUUGUUGGAAAAUGUUGGGACAUUUUUUGGGCUCUGCUGAAUUCUAUGAAGCAUUUCAUAUAUAUAUAUACUCAUCUAGAGAAUAAGAACAUCUAGACAAACACUAGUCAUUUUGCACCAUCGUAACUUUUUAAACUUGAGAGUAGCUGUUGACAGCCAUUAUAUCAACAUGCCAUAUUUUGGAAGAUUUGGUGUAGGAUUUGUCUUAUACCUAAAACAUAUUGAAGAAGUCUCAAGGCUUGUAAUAAGCAUUAAGUCCAUUUCAGCACUCCCACACUGACCUGCUUUGUAAAUACAUCGAUAAAUCUGUCGCAGUGGAGGUAUAACUGUCCCUGAAAUCAGGACCGGUCCGCAUUAAAAUCUUUUUUUAGCAUAGGGCCACACCUACAGUAUUUGGACAGAGUCUCUUUAAUGUGGCUAGUAUGAGUGUAUGACUGAAAGGAGUGUGGUAAAAGCUUUCAUUCAUAUGGUCCAAGGGCUCUCUGAUGAUAGACUGAACUAAGUAACUCUUCCAAACUUCUCCGCCAAGAAUAUUUCAUCAAAUAAGAUACAUUUUUCAUCCAUCUGAAACACCUCAACAACUGAAACAAAUGGGAUACGUGCUUUGAAGGACACUCUCUCCAUAAUUCUGCCAACAUGUCAUUUUAUUCACACUAGAGCUUUCAUCUUAGCAGUAAUAUAUGAUGGUGUUGUGUGAUGAUAUGAUUGUUUGCUUGUCUCAGUGGUAUUAAUUUUGACUCAGUUAUGCAUUACAGUGAAAGUGACCAGUGGUUAGAGUUUGUUAAAUGGUCAAAGGUGCCAGGUGCUAUAUCUCUCUAGGCACAAUCUGUUAUUAAUUACCCUUUACGAAAAGAUGUUUUUGGAUGUAAAAGUAUCUGCUGUACUAACACCCAUUUCAAAAGAACAUGGAGAAAAAAAACUUCUAGGGAAUUGCAAUAUGUGGGUUGU
Scomber japonicus (chub mackerel) is the source of this 2808-nucleotide messenger RNA. It is a transcript of the gene atg4c, whose product is annotated as autophagy related 4C, cysteine peptidase. The transcript has 11 exons. The record is from RefSeq and is a predicted model, not a curated record. The coding region runs from base 172 to 1623 and encodes 483 amino acids. NCBI's taxonomy places the organism in Eukaryota, Metazoa, Chordata, Actinopteri, Scombriformes, Scombridae. Gene Ontology annotation, molecular function: protein-phosphatidylethanolamide deconjugating activity.